This is a messenger RNA of Jatropha curcas, 2600 nucleotides long. It is a transcript of the gene EMF2, whose product is annotated as VEFS-Box of polycomb protein. The record is from RefSeq and is a predicted model, not a curated record. NCBI's taxonomy places the organism in Eukaryota, Viridiplantae, Streptophyta, Magnoliopsida, Malpighiales, Euphorbiaceae. Gene Ontology annotation, molecular function: chromatin DNA binding. Gene Ontology annotation, cellular component: nucleus.
AUGAAAUCAUUUCUAUUUUCUCGUUGUCCUCUCCAAAAUCUAUCUGGUGUCUCCUGGGGUCUCUCUCCUUGUCUGUCGUUUGGUCCGAUUCAGAAUCUAUUUACUGUCGUUUGGUUCUCGAUUGUUCAAACUCAAACUGUGUCCGCUUCAAUUAUGGAAUAUUGAACCAAACAACUCCCAUUUCCCAGUUUCGAGAGCGCGAACCGCAGGCUUUCUUUAGGGUUUUUCUUUUUCUGCUGAGUGAAACUGUAGAGAACACUGUUAUUUAUAGCUAUGAAACUGUUUACGCUGGAAAUAGUGUAGCCAAUAAUGCCGGGCAUCCCUUUAGUAGCUCGCGAAACCUCAUCGUAUACAAGAAGCACGGAUCAGAUGUGCCGUGAAGAUGGUCGUAUGCAUUUAUCCGCAGAAGAGGAAAUGGCAGCUGAAGAGAGUCUUUCCAUAUAUUGCAAACCUGUCGAACUCUAUAACAUCCUCCAACGUCGCGCCAUAAGAAAUCCAUCAUUUCUGCAAAGAUGUUUGAACUACAAAAUUCAAGCAAAGCACAAAAGGAGAAUACAAGUGACUGUCUCUCUGUUUGUGACUGUGAAUGGAAGUGCACUAUCUCGUAGUCUGUUUCCAUUAUACAUUUUAUUGGCGAGAACAGCUUCAGGCAUGGGAGGCACAGAGUAUACUACAGUAUAUCGCUUUCAUCGGGCAUGUGUGUUGACCAAAUUCUCUGGAAUCGAGGGAAGUACCCAGGCUCAAGCAAAUUUUGUUCUCCCUGAGAUUAACAAGUUAGCAUUGGAGGUCAAAUCUGGCUCACUUGCAAUAUUGUUUGUUAGCAGUGCUGGGUCCCAAAGUUCAAUGCAUGGAGUUGAUUUGAUCAAGGGUCAUUCGGAAAAUGUUGGAGGAUGCUGCCUAUUGGGCACAAUACCUCUGGAAUCGCUCUAUAUGUCAUGGGAGAAGUCUCCAAACUUGAGUUUGGGACAAAGAGUGGAGGUGCCGUCGCAGGUUGACAUGAAAUCAUGCUUCUUGAAGUUAAAUUAUUUGAAUGAUGAAAAAUGCCUUUCAGUUCAAACUCCAUAUAAUUCUGAAACCGUGAAUAUAUCACAACGAAUACAAGUCAACAUUUCUGCAGAAGAGGUUGGGGCCAAGGAAAAAUCUCCUUAUCACUCAUACACAUGCAGCGACAUUUCUUCUUCAUCAUUUUCUCAUAUAAUUCGGUUGAGGGCUGGAAAUGUCAUUUUCAACUAUAGGUAUUACAAUAAUAAGUUGCAAAAGACUGAAGUAACUGAAGACUUUUCGUGCCCAUUCUGCUUGGUAAAAUGUGGAAGCUUUAGGGGUCUAAGAUAUCAUUUGCCUUCGUCACAUGAUCUCUUCAACUUUGAAUUUUGGGUAACUGAAGAGUUUCAAGCUGUAAAUAUAUCAGUGAAGACUGAUAACUGGAGAUCUGAGAUUGUUGCUGAUGGUGUUGAUCCAAAGCAACAGACAUUUUUCUUCUGCUCAAACAAACCAAGGCACAAACAAAAACAGGACCUUGUUCAAAAUGCAAAGCAUGUACAUCCAUUCAUCCUUGAGUCAAACCUGCGCAAUGGAGCCCCCAAUAUCCUUGAUAAGGCUGAUGGUAGGAAGGAUUUGCCUAUUGCCAGCUUUGGUGCUGCGUCAUGUGCGGAACAUGUUCCUUCCAGCUUUGAUGUUGUAGGGGUUUCGGGUUCUGCACCACAAGCAUAUCCUGAUCCUGAAUGUGUUCAGUCAGCAUCUGGAAAUAACUUUGCACCCCCUGCCAUGUUGCAAUUUGCUAAGACAAGGAAAUUAUCCAUUGAACGGUCUGACCUGAGAAACCGUACCCUCCUUCACAGAAGGCAGUUUUUUCACUCACAUAGAGCUCAGCCAAUGGCAAUUGAGCAAGUAUUGUCAGAUCGGGAUAGUGAAGAUGAAGUUGAUGAUGAUGUUGCGGAUUUUGAAGAUAGAAGGAUGCUUGAUGAUUUUGUGGAUGUUACUAAAGAUGAAAAGCAAAUGAUGCACUUAUGGAACUCAUUUGUGAGGAAGCAGCGCGUCCUGGCAGAUGGCCAUAUCGCUUGGGCAUGCGAGGCAUUCUCAAGAUUACAUGGGCAUGAUCUUGUCCGAGCCCCAGCCCUACUUUGGUGUUGGAGAUUAUUUAUGAUAAAAUUAUGGAAUCAUGGUCUCCUUGAUGCCCGUACCAUGAACAGUUGUAAUAUUACCCUUGAGCAAUACCAACAGCAGGUUUCAGAUCCUGUGAAAAGCUAAAGAGAGAUGACAAAACAAACAAGUUUAUUUUUGUUGGUGAUCAAUGAAAUGAGAAGGCAAAGAGGAAAUGCUUCCUUAUCAUUUACCAAUGAAAGGCAAGGCGAUUCCUGCUUUUUUCGCUCUGGAGGUUUGAUGGCCUACUUUGCCUCCUGUCUUCUUGUAAUUGUUAUGUUGUACCAUGUUUUUCCCGAUCGAUAAUCAUUUCAAAGCGCCAAAAUCAUUGAGAAUCAAUUAUUAUUAUUAUUAUUAUUAUUAUUAUUUAUUUAUUGGUAAUGAUUUUAAACCUGCUUUAAUUGUCAUGUGAUUAUGUCUACUUGAUAACUUUUGCUUAUAUAGCAGUGUAUGUUGAUUUA